CAACUGUCUUCAAACACAAAAAGCAACAUUUCUUUUCUUCUUCUUCUUGAGACCAAAGGUAAGAAUCAUCCUGCAGUCAUUGCCUGGCAGCGGAUGUCUCGUCGCCUCCCUCUGGGGUCGGAGGCCAGUUGGAGUCGGGAGGUGGGUCCUCAGCAGCAGCAGUGAUGCGGGCUUCAGUGGCAGGCUGCAGGAUGAGCGUGGGCGCACUCAUUAACGGGCUGUUGGUCUCUGUGGUCGCAGCUUUGCUUUGGAAGUACUCCAAGCUGAGUGAGCAUGCUGCCCUGCUGGAGGAAGAGCUACACAUGACACGGCAGUCCCAAGAGGUCUCGCAGGCCCGCAUCGACUAUCAUGUUGCCCUGCAGGCUCUCCAUGAACACGGUACCCGUAUGGUCUGCACUGGCAAGAUGCACACCGACCGCAUCUGCCGCUUCGACUACCUCUGCUACUGCUCAGAGGCAGAGGAGUUUGUGUUCUUCCACUCCAAUACCUCUGUCAUGUUGCCUAACCUGGGGUCCAGGCGCUUCCAACCUGCCCUGCUGGACUUGUCUUCCGUAGAGGAUCACAACACCCAGUACUUCAACUUUUUAGAGCUCCCAGCUGCUGCUUUGAAGUUCAUGCCCAAGCCUGUGUUCGUACCAGACGUGACACUAAUAAUGAACCGGUUCAAUCCCGACAACCUAAUGCAUGUAUUCCAUGAUGAUCUACUUCCAGCCUACUAUACCAUGAAACAGUAUUCGGACCUGGAUGACGAGGCUCGUCUGGUGUUCAUGGAGGGCUGGGGUGAAGGCCCACACUUUGAUCUCUACCGGCUUCUGAGCAGCAAGCAGCCACUGCUCAAAGAACAGCUUAGGAACUUUGGAAAGCUAAUGUGUUUUACCAAAUCUUAUGUUGGCUUGUCCAAAAUGACCACCUGGUACCAGUACGGAUUUGUCCAGCCACAAGGGCCCAAAGCUAACAUCUUGGUCUCAGGGAACGAGAUCCGGCAGUUUGCCGAGGCUCUGAUGGAAAAGAUGAACAUCACAAGGUUAGAGGAGGCAGAGAAAGAUGGAGGGAGCGUAGAAGAUGAGAAGGAGAAAAAGGAUGAAUACAUUGUUGUGUUCAGUCGUUCAACAACAAGGCUAAUACUGAAUGAAGCUGAGCUAAUCAUGGCACUGGCCCAAGAGUUCCAGAUGAGAGUGGUCACAGUUUCUCUAGAGGAACAGUCUUUCCCCAGCAUUGUCCAGGUGAUCAGUGGUGCUUCCAUGUUAGUUAGUAUGCAUGGAGCUCAGCUUAUCGCCUCACUCUUCCUCCCCAGAGGAUCUACUGUGGUGGAGCUGUUCCCCUUUGCUGUGAACUCAGAGCAGUACACUCCAUAUAAAACCCUUGCCUCCCUUCCAGGCAUGGACCUUCACUAUAUUUCCUGGAGGAACACUCAGGAGGAGAACACUGUCACCCAUCCAGACAGACCCUGGGAACAAGGAGGCAUUGUUCAUUUGGAGAAAGAGGAGCAGGAGCGAAUACUGAACAGCAAAGACGUCCCGAGGCACCUGUGCUGCCGCAACCCAGAGUGGCUCUUCCGAAUCUACCAGGACACUUUGGUAGACAUCCCUUCCUUCCUGGAAGUCCUCAAGGAAGGAAUGAAAACCAAGCCCGGCUUGAAGAAGUCCAAACCAGCCAGUACAGUCCAUCCAGGCCGGGUAAGAGAAGCCCAGUGUCAGACCUCAGUACAAACCACCAAUGAGGCUAAACUCACAGUCUCCUGGCAGAUCCCAUGGAAUCUGAAAUACCUGAAAGUUAGAGAGGUGAAGUACGAGGUGUGGAUCCAGGAGCAAGGAGAGAAUACCUACAUGCCUUAUAUCCUUCCCCAGCAGAACUACACUUUUUCAGAAAACAUUAAGCCCUUCACCACCUACCUGGUGUGGGUCAGGUGUAUCUUCAACAAGAACCUCCUGGGCCCCUUUGCAGAUGUUCUUACGUGCAGGACCUAAUAGAAGCACUUUGCCAGUUUGUUUCUGUGCAGUUUCUCAUGAAAGCUAAGUCUUGUUUGUUCCAGACAAUCAAUUUGGAACAGUGGACUGGACAAACUGUAAUCAGUCUGUCCAGUGAGGGGUGGUAAAUGUAAAAUGGCUUGUUUCUAUAAUAUGAGAAUAAGCUAUUGAACUCUUGCACAGUGAUGUUUUCCUGCCCAGCACAGAGAACAGUGUGAUGGGUACAACACAAGUAUAUAUCUUGUACCUACAAAAAGAAAGAAAGUGCUAUAUGAUACCAUGUCUCUACUGAUAAUACCAGAAUUCAAAUCAGCAGAUUUAUUUAUGUGCAGAAUAAUAUAUAACAUGUUUUUUAGUAUUAGUCAAAACACUGAUUCUUUACCUUUUACAGUAUGCAAUGUAGCUUUUCUGUGGAGAGCAAGACAAAAUUAGGAUAAAAUUUAGAAUAGGUUUUUUAUGUUUUUUGACUUGUCCAGUGUCUACUGUGUGUGUGUGAUACCCAUGUGGCAUAGUUAAUUACUGAUUGUUUAAUUACAUACAACAUUAUUUGCAGAACCUAGCCAAAACCAAAGCAACCUUUAUGACAUUAUUUCUGCCAAUUGCCAUUCAUGCCAAAUUACUUUCUUAUGUUUUGGGUCUUUCAUGCUACUGUCUGCUAACAAUUAUAUGGUUUUGAACCCUGUCUCUAGAAACGUUGUAAAAGAGUUUUGUAAAAGAAGUAACAAGCAGAAUAUGUUUUUGACCAUAAAAGCACAGUUAGGUGUCUAUCCCUAUCUUAAAAUUGUUCCCUUAUGUGUUAUAAAUAUAAGACACUAAUGUUGUGUUUCUGCAGCGCCCAGUCACAAAUAAUUUACAUCCGUUUUGCUGCAUAAAUAAAUUAUUUUUGCCUAAUUGGCAUUAAUUACAACAGUGAUCAUUAUAAUCUUCUGUGGAGAAUGAAUCUAUUGCGUCUGACUAUAAUUAGUGUAAAAAGCAGUUUUCUUGCCUCUAAGCAGCUAUGCUGCUGGACAGUUGGAUUUAACUGCCUUGUGUAAAAGCAUUUUCAUUAAGAUAACGAGAUAUGUUGCUGCAUACAGUAGGGUUCCACUGCCUUGUGUAAAACUCUGUUAAUUAAGAUAAAAUUCCCAUUUACGUGUGUGUUUGCUUUCCUCAAAGGUUCUCUACAGUAGCUGGUAGGAACAAGUCUACUGUUGAAUUUUAAACUAACACAACAGACGUCCAGAACUGGCUGUUGAAGUUGUUGUUUUUGUGUCAUUUGAUGAUGAAAUGUUGCUUGUUGGUAGCUAGCUAGACUGCAAAAAUGUAUUUAUUUUUUGAGAUACUUGAAGUGGAGAUGAUAGUAAGCGGUAGAAAUGUAGAAAGAGAUGGUUUAUGGAAUGGCACAAGUAAACAAUACACUGCCAACAACAUAUUGUGUAAACCUAUUGUGCCAUUGUUGAAACGAUGUCAUGUACUUUUUCAUGUACUUUAUAUCGAUGACCAGCCCUCUAAACAUUACAGUAACCUCUUUGUAAUGUUUUGACUGUUGGCGACUAUGAGGAUAAUUUUCCUUUACCUGAAAUCAGUCAUGAAUUUUGCCAUGUGUCACUUUUUUUCUUUUUUCAAAAUGAAGUUCUGAUGCAGUUCGGUUUGUCAAUGCACGUUUAAGAGAUUAUGUUGGAGCCACUGUUGUGUGUGCUGAAUGUGACGUUUUAGAUAUGUAUGUGUUCGUAUUGUCGGUUAGAUUUCUGUGUGCCCCUGGCCCACCUUAGCAGGGACAUCAUACUGUAUGUGUUGAGUGAAGUGAGAGUGUACAAGUCACUGUUUUCUACAUUAGCAGAUAGUUGGAGUUUCUUUUUCAGUAACUGUGAAUUGAAUAAAGAAGCUUAUUUCUUA
This is a messenger RNA of Scomber japonicus (chub mackerel), 3842 nucleotides long. It is a transcript of the gene pomgnt2, whose product is annotated as protein O-linked mannose N-acetylglucosaminyltransferase 2 (beta 1,4-). The record is from RefSeq and is a predicted model, not a curated record. The transcript is spliced from 2 exons. Gene Ontology annotation, cellular component: endoplasmic reticulum. Bases 165 to 1967 code for a protein of 600 amino acids. Gene Ontology annotation, molecular function: protein O-acetylglucosaminyltransferase activity; protein binding. NCBI's taxonomy places the organism in Eukaryota, Metazoa, Chordata, Actinopteri, Scombriformes, Scombridae. Gene Ontology annotation, biological process: protein O-linked glycosylation via mannose.